AAUAAGAGGAUGAGAGAGUGAGAGAGAAGCAACAACGCAAGAGCAGCACCGGUCCACCACCCCACCACACAAGAAAACAAGGCAACACCCCAGCAAUUGGUCCAAAAACAUCUUCACUACCCUCCAAACUCUCUUUCUUCCCCCCACAAAAAAUCAUCAAUCCUACACGCAUCUACGUGUUCAGACCCAUCACCACUUCCUUUCCUUCUUCCUUAUUAAACUUUCUCACUACCCAAACAAAAAUCAAUUAAAAUAAUCCCUCCCAAAAUCUCUCUCUCUCUCUCUCUCUCUCAUCAUCCUUUUCAACUUGAGGCAAAACUCUGUUUGUUGAUUUUGAGAAAUCGAAGAUGGGUCCGAUUGUGUUGACUCAGCUGGCGACGGGCCUGAGCGUGUUGGCCGGGGCGGCUCUCGUUAAGUCGGUGAUGGACCAGAACCCCAUGAUGGGUCCAACCCAAUCCCCUCGGUGCCCCAGUUGCAACGGCACGGGCCGGGUCGCUUGCCUCUGUUACCGAUGGUCCGAUGGAGAUGUUGGUUGCCGGACUUGUUCCGGGUCGGGUCGCAGAGCUUGUGGUAGUUGCGGAGGAACCGGUACAGGGCGGCCCAUCCCGGUUCAGAUCUCGGUUCGUCCUCCUCCUCCUCCGAACGGUUCGUCGUGAAGCCGGUCUAUACUUCUAGAUGGUUCUUCAGCUCACCUCUCUUUGAAUUUUAUGUUGUUUUUGUUUUUAUUAUUGAAUUAUGUAAUAUAUGUUAAUAUUUAGAGAGAGAGAGAGAGAGAGAGAGAUGAGAUAUUAUUAAUUGUAAUUACCAAUUACAUUGAUCGAUUUGAUCACUUCAUACAAUGGAAUGGCUCUACAACUUAAAAUCA
This is a messenger RNA of Camellia sinensis, 865 nucleotides long. The record is from RefSeq and is a predicted model, not a curated record. Lineage: Eukaryota; Viridiplantae; Streptophyta; Magnoliopsida; Ericales; Theaceae.